Ectocarpus siliculosus is the source of this 861-nucleotide messenger RNA. The record is from the annotation of a GenBank genome assembly. Lineage: Eukaryota; Phaeophyceae; Ectocarpales; Ectocarpaceae.
AUGCAAGAGCUCUACCUGGUGGUCUUCUUGACGCGGUACUUGGACUUGUUUUUUCGUUUCAUUUCUGUGUACAACAGCGUGAUGAAGGUUGUGUUCAUUAUCCUGACGGCACUCACGAUUGGCAUGUUCAAGUACCGACCGUCCCUCAAGGCUUCAUACGACGCCUCCUUGCCAUAUUCCCAAACUAGCCUGGUCAACUUUCUGUGGACCUUCUCGGAAGUGCUGGAGCCGCUGGCGCUCGUGCCGCAGUUGCUUGUGUUCCGGGGCAGCACGGACGCCGGGCGACUGGCAUGGACGUACGUGACCCUGAUGGGCGCCUACCGAGCGUUCUAUAUUCUCAACUGGGUGUACAGAUCCCACUACGAAUACGGGUACAUACACCAUCCGCUUGUGUAUGCGGCGGGGAUAAUCCAGACGGGGAUGUACCUCAUGUUCCUCGUGGAUCGGGGAGUCAGAGUCUCUCCGCACUUGCCCCCCGAUGAGACCGGUGAUGUCGACAUCAUGGAACCAACCUCUUCUGCCCGGGAGCGGCUACUACCCGACCAGGACACAGACACAGAGCCAAGCCGCAACCGUGAGCGCGGUUUGGACGGUGAGGUGCAUGGGAGGAAGCUCUCGGGUGUAGCGGAUGCCGCAAGCGCGACGUCACGGCGCGGUGAACAUCAGCGAGGCGACGAAACCGUGAGCAAGAUCGAGAGUGUCCUGAGUCGGGAGCGUGGGCAGGGACGGUCUGUGCACGCUAGUGGCAAGAAUGCGGCCGAAGACACUAGCAGCGUUGAAACACGCACGGCCGCCGCCGCUGGUGGCGGUGGUGCUGCUGGUGGUGAGAUGACAGGGAGCCAAGGAGUGUACCUCGUCUAG